Lactuca virosa is the source of this 516-nucleotide messenger RNA. The record is from the annotation of a GenBank genome assembly. Lineage: Eukaryota; Viridiplantae; Streptophyta; Magnoliopsida; Asterales; Asteraceae.
AUGAAAGAAACAAUCUCUGAGAAACUUGAGAAAUAUUUCUUUAACCUUCAAUAUGAAGAUUAUGAUAAGGCUGACCAAAAACUUAUUCAGCUUUUAUCUUUAGAAACUAAAGAAUGCGAAGAAUUGUAUCAAAAAGAACCCAAACUUUUUGAUCAAUAUUUUAGAAUGACUAAAAUAGAUGAACCUGAUACUGAAUCAGAACAAGAAGAUAACUUUAAAACUAAUACAAAGACUGUUAAGUUCGAAUAUUCAGAUAUGGAAGAUGAUGAAGCAGAAUCUUCUUAUACAGCCACAAGAAGAGGCAAUAAAAAGAAAUAUGAGUUCAAAAUGCCUGUACACAAUGGUAUUCCAGAUAGUAGCAAAGGACCCAAUACGAUCAAUAUACUCAAUAUUGAUUGUAUCCAAGAUCUAAAACUCAGAGAAAGAGUUGUAGAAAAAUGGGUUACUGAGAUUUCACUAAUCUUACAGACAAACCCAGAUGAAUUUGAAAAAGCAAAAAUGUUCUUCUACUUUUAG